Aplysia californica (California sea hare) is the source of this 1471-nucleotide messenger RNA. RefSeq names its product copper chaperone for superoxide dismutase. Gene Ontology annotation, molecular function: copper ion binding. Gene Ontology annotation, biological process: removal of superoxide radicals. Lineage: Eukaryota; Metazoa; Mollusca; Gastropoda; Aplysiida; Aplysiidae. The record is from RefSeq and is a predicted model, not a curated record. Bases 185 to 922 code for a protein of 245 amino acids. The transcript has 6 exons.
AAACUUGAACAUCAACUUCCGUUCUCGUUUUUAUCAUAACUGGCUAACAAAAUUUCAUGCGUAACUGCAUGAAUUGCAAGUUUUAUUGUUUACGUUAGGUGUGUCAUUCACAUUGUUGAACCACUUUACCUGUUAAAACUUAGUCUUAGUGCAGUCUCUGCUGUCAGCCUACUAAGAAACUGUCAUGGAAUCGACGAACAGUGUGUCAGAAAUGAAAACUCAAAUGGAAUUUGCUGUUGAAAUGAACAGUCCUUGCUGUGUCGAAAAAGUCAAAAAUGCGAUAAAAAGUUUUGCAGGUCUCAAUGUACUAAGUAUUGACCUCCCGGCACAGCGAGUCGUCAUUGAGGGUGAUGUCGUGGCUGAGGUGGUCAAGGACGCAAUCGAAGAGAAGACGGGGCUGUCUACUGUUGUACUUGGCCAAGGCUCAGAAGAGAACUUGGGAGCUGGGAUAGCUGCUGUGAGUGUUGGGAGCAGUGGUGUCAGAGGACUUCUGAGGUGGGUACAGAACAAGUCCAACACCUGUGUGAUAGAAGGCACCCUGGACAGCUUACCAGCGUCCAAACCCAUUUUCCUGUCAGUUCAUGAGUGCGGAGAUCUCUCCAAUGGCUGUGAGAACUGUGGCUCUUUGCUGACCACCGAUCAAGGGUUCAAUGGCGUCCUGAGUCGACUUUCUCCAAACGACAAUCAGAGGGCAGAAUUCCGUGUGUCUACGUCUGACAUCAAACUCUCUGAUGUGAUCGGGAGAUGUGUGGUGGUGCACCAGGGGGAUCAGGAAGAAGUUUUACAGGGAAAGAGUAACAGACUUGCAUGUGGUAUAGUGGCAAGAGCCUCAGGAUUGUUCCAGAAUUCCAAAAGAUUUUGUGCCUGUGAUGGAGUGACAAUCUGGGAGCAGAAGAAUGCGGAAAGAUCUGGCAAGUUGUGACCGUUGGGCACCCCAUGAUGAUCAUAAUGUGUAUAACAAGUUGCUGGAAAAUGAUUACUUUUUUUCUUUUUUCAAAAAUCAUGGUCACUGCUGCAUCAGAAAAAAAUCCAGAAAGUCAUGGAAAUUUGAAUAAUUCUCUUCAUAUACCUGGAAAGUUGACUUUAUAUAUAAUUAUAUGACUAACAUCAUUCGUAUUUGCUGGAAAGGCCAACUGAUCCCAACUUCUUAAAAUACAUGAUUGGAAUCAGGUAAAGAAUUAUUUGUCAGAUUGAACAAAUUCAGAAAAGUUGAUGGUACUUUCAAAAUACCACACAAAUCUUUGUGUGAUUGCCUUCAUCUUCAUCUCCUUUACACCGCUAAAAGUAGUUUGUCUUUAGAUUUUUGGAGCUCAUUUCUUGUUGUAAUUCAAAGUUAAAUUUGAUCUGAGUUUCUGUUGCUUGUAGAAGGCAAGGCAACAAAGAUUUAUAUAAGGAUUUUAAAAAAUAAGUCUGGAAAAUUUGGGGGGGGGGGGGUGUAUGCCUACACUGCAGGAGGUCAGAACAAAGUGGG